AUGGAGUUCUCAUCAGUAAACAAAGUGGGUGGAACACAAAAAAGGAAAGCCUAUUCACAUUCAGAAGCAGUGAAAGUAGAGAGUCAGGCACAUUUGAGUCUUUCCAAUAGGGAAGCUAAAUCUGUGCUUGAAGGAACACAGGGACCUCCAGGAAAAGCUGGCCCUCCUGGCCCUAAAGGGGACUGGGGACCUCCAGGUGAAAGAGGACCAAAGGGAGACCAUGGGGGAAAAGAACUCCAGCGCCUUCAAUCUGAGGUGGCCCAUUUGAGAGAUCUACUGGAGGAAUUGAGAAGCAGCAUCCUCAGAAACCAAAAUGCUCACUUGUUCCCAAGCGGCAGAAGCGUUGGUGGAAAGCUCUUCAAGACGGAUGGCUCCCAAGGCAACUACGAGGCUUCCAAAGCCACCUGCUUCCAGGCUGGUGGACAACUUGCUUCCCCAAGGAGUUCCGCUGAGAAUGCAGCUGUCCAGCAAAUAGUUGCAAGGCAUAACAAGGCGGCAUAUUUGGGCAUGAAUGACAUGCAAUCCGAAGGCAUGUUUACAUAUAUAAAUGGGAGUGAAGUAAGAUACACAAACUGGGCAAAUGAAGAACCAAAUAAUGCUGGUGGGAAAGAGGACUGCAUUGAAAUUUACCUGGAUGGCAAGUGGAAUGAUAGGUCCUGCACAGAAAGGCGGUUAAUUGUAUGUGAAUUCUAAUCUCUCUCCUGGUGGCUCUGAUCAUCCUUUGCAUAGUUACAGUAUUUGUAAGAUCUCAAAAUCAGUCCCAUUUAGAAAUAUUUCUAGGAAAUGAAGCCUACGCUUAACUUCUGAUGACCAAUCACAAAACAAGCACUCUGGAAUUCGGGAUACAGAGGGGGAAAACAUUUGUGUAAUGACAGGUGGAUAUCUUCAACAAUUCAAGGGAGCUUCACUUUUAAACUGGAACUGAAUAUCUCACCUAGUUUCACUCUGAAUAUUUUCCUGCUUUUAUUAUUAUUAUUAUUAUUUUUUCGUCUUCCUCUCUUAUGAGUAGCAGCAGAGUCUUUGACACAGUAGUGUUUCUGAAGUGCCCAGGAAGAAAUGUCAGCUGAAAAGUGUUCCUGAAAUUAAUAAUAAAUUUGGAAGGAAGAAGAUCCUUUUGUCUGCAUCUUGUGUAGGUGUGAGUCAAUGUGCAAGGUUAAUCUUGCUGGCUUAUCAAUGCUCCAUUCAGUGUGGGCCCCUAUUAUAAAGGGGGGAGAGGGGUUGUAUAGCACAACAAAAUACCAUCACCAGUAUUUAGGAUUUGAUCAGCAGCAUUAGUUCACCUUGUAUGAUUGUAUACUAUUUACCAUCUUGAAUCCAGUGAACCUUGGCCUAAAUCAAAUUGCUAGUCUCAACUAGAGUAGAUCCACUGGAUUAACAGAGCUUCCAUAAGAGAUGGCUGCCCAUUCAGAAACUGCUUCAGUGGGUCUGCUCUAGGUCUGUCAGUACUAGUAUUCAUUUACAGCUCUGUUCAUGACACAAAGUUACAUGCAGACUUUAUCCAUAUCUAAAGUAAACCUGUAGAAAUGGCUGUGACACAACUCAUUUAAGUCCCAUUGAUUUCAGUGGCUCUACCUACUACAUGAAAGGAGUGAGGGUUAGCACAGGUACAAAAAGCGCAAGCCUUGUUGCUUCAUACCUGUCUGGUGAGCUGGCUAUGUGCUUAUGAGCCCUGCUUGCUGCUGCUAGAGAAGCCUCUGGCACUCCUUUUGUCAAUUUCUUCACCAGCAUUACAGCUGAUUGGGGGUAGCCCCCCACCUGAUCCACAUUGAUGAAAUUAUUCCUGAGGCUUCAGCCAUAACUUGGGUGGUGGGGCAUACUGGAGUUCAUCUAGCAUAGUGGUCCCCAACCUCGGGCCUCCAGAUGUUCUUGGACUUCAACUCCCAGAAAUCCUGGCCAGCAGAGGUGGUGCUGAAGGCUUCUGGGAAUUGUAGUCCAAGAACAUCUGGAGGCCCAAGGUUGGGGACCACUGAUCAGGGCAUGUGGGACUCAACUAGCACGCGGUCUGGGGAUCCUCUCAGUAUAUGCACUCCCAGCUGUCCUCUAGCUUCAGAGUCUCCUCUAUAUUGUAUGCCUCUGACACCUCCUCCCAAGCAUUGCUCCAUGCCCCUUCUUUGCCCACGUCAGAGAAUAUUUCCUCUGCUGCAUCACCUCCCACCUACAUUCUCUAGGUUCCCUUUUAUAGUUCCCAAGUCAAAAGUCCCUCCCACUUCCCUGCUCUCUUCCAGGGGUCCUUCUUUCCCCUGCCCUUCCCCUUCCCGGUGUUGUACUCCUUUCCCACCUUCCUCUAGAGAGCCUUCCUUCCCCUGUCCUUCCCUCUCCUGGGGUUGUGCAACCUGGCCCACGCUCUUCUCAAUCCCAGUGAUGGCUGAUGCCUCAGUCACACCUUGCAUCUCUGGGAAUGGGUUUGGAGCAGACGGUCCACUAGGGGUGUGUGCAGCAGUGCCCCCCCUCUCACAGUAGCCUUCCCAUAUUUUCCCAGAACUUUUUCUACCCUUUUUGUCCUUAACUUUACUACAUAAAAUCAGUUGGGAGAAACAGACAAGGUUCAAAACAUGUUUUAAUAGGUGUCACUGUGAUCUCUUUUUCUCUGGAAGCACUCUCAAGUUUGUAUCCCAAGCAUUAAUAGCAGCGUGUGUGCAGAUUUUUUAUAUCUGGUUAUGUCCAACCUAACUUAAGCAAGGGAUUGGACUCAAUGGCCUUAUAGGCUCCUUCCAACUCAAUUAUUCUAUGAAUGUUAGCAAAAAAAACAAAAGCAAAAUAAAACAGUAUCUGAUUUUCAUAGCUUGAGAUACACAUUCUGAAAUAUAUAGAGAUACAAAGAUAAAUAUUUGAAGGGAUUGACCUCUUAGCUCAUCCUUUGGCUAUCUAUUUCUCCCUCAGUACCCUCACAUAUCUUUCAAACUCACAGAAUUCCUUUCAUACCUUCCUGCCGGAAUUCAUUCAUUCAUUCAUUCAUUCUUUCUUUCUUUCUUUCUUUCUUUCUUUCUUUCUUUCUUUCUUUCUUUCUUUCUUUCUUUCUCUUUCUUUCUUUCUUUCUUGGGACGCCGCUAAAGUGCUCUGUGUGAUCUUGUGAUGCAAGACUAUUUUGCAAUCCAUUGAAAUAAAAAUGUUGGUUUGCUUUAGCAAAUAACAAGUUUGGGUUCUUCAGUUCUUGCUUCAUCUGCCUCAUUGCUUCAUAUCCAAGGAAGGGACUUAGUGUUGGGAGUUGCCCGCCACUGGAAUUCAAACUGACAGGGAGUAAAGCUCUCUUUCACAGUUAAGCAAAAGUGAGUGAAUCUGAUCCAGCUGAAUUGUACAGAGAGAGAGAACGUGAAGAAGGAUUACGAGGGACACAGGGUCUCCCAGGAAAAGCUGGACCUCCUGGAUCUAAAGGAGACGAAGGGAGAAAAGG
This is a messenger RNA of Pogona vitticeps (central bearded dragon), 3391 nucleotides long. Lineage: Eukaryota; Metazoa; Chordata; Lepidosauria; Squamata; Agamidae. The record is from RefSeq and is a predicted model, not a curated record.